Molecule: messenger RNA, 1203 nt
Organism: Aureobasidium namibiae CBS 147.97
Lineage: Eukaryota; Fungi; Ascomycota; Dothideomycetes; Dothideales; Saccotheciaceae
Product: Clavaminate synthase-like protein
Exons: 1
Coding region: 1-1203 (400 amino acids)
Molecular function (GO): oxidoreductase activity
Source: RefSeq, a predicted model, not a curated record
AUGGCUCCAACCGCCGUCCAAUUGCCGCUUGAGCAGCCCGGUUAUACCGCGACAUACCACAACCCCUCGCCCAAGGUCUUCCCCGACGGUGUCAAGACUGCCGGCCAGUUUGAUCCUCUCUACAACCAGCUUGCUCCCUACUCGGCCUUCCCCAAGCAAAUCACUGGCCCCACGGUAUGGCAGGCUGAGGAAUACAAGCACAACCCCGAACGCUGGACACACCCCUUCAGCAGCGACGAGAUUGCUGAGAUCAGCAAGGCUGCCGACGACUUCAUCGCCUCGUCCACUCCAUUGACUGGCAUCACCAAGGAGAAGUUCCCCUUGCCUUCUGCCACCGGCCGUCUGCUGCACUCGCUGCGUCACGAGCUGCUGAACGGCAAAGGCUUCAUUCUCUUCAAGGGCUUCCCCGUCCAACAAUGGGGCCUGCACAAGUCGGCUGUUGCCUACAUGGGUCUGGGCACCUACCUCGGUUAUUUUGUCAGCCAGAACAGCCGUGGUCACGUCUUGGGCCACGUCAAGGACGUCGGCGAGGAUUCUACCCAGAUUGACAAGGUCCGCAUCUACCGCACCAACGCCCGUCAGUACUUCCACGCCGAUGACAGCGACAUUGUCGGCCUGCUCUGUAUCGCUCGUGCCCUCGAGGGCGGCGAGUCUGACCUCGUCUCGAGUCACGCCGUGUGGAACGCUCUGCAGAAGGAGAACCCUGAUGUGGCCGAGCUGCUCACCCAACCCAUCUGGUACUUUGACCGUAAGGGCGAGAAGUCGGCCGGUCAGCAGGACUGGAUCCGCACAUCCGUCUUCUACCUCGAGCCCAAGCCCGACGGCCGUGUCUAUUCCAAGUGGGAUCCCUACUACGUCAAGUCUCUUACCCGUUUCAGCGAUGCCGGUGUCAUCCCGGCUCUCUCGGCUGAACAACUUCGCGCCGCUCAGAUCCUCGAAGACACCUGCGUGCGUCUUUCCCUCCACAUGAUCCUCGAGAUUGGCGACAUCCAAUUCUUGAGCAACGAACACGUCCUCCACGCUCGCACAGCCUACAAGGACCACGCUCCUCCAUUGCCCAGACGCCAUCUUAUGAGACUCUGGCUCGCUACUCCGGAUACCGAGGGUGGCUGGACCUUGCCCUUCGAGGACAGCUCUCACAGAAAGCGUGGUGGCAUCCAAGUCAACGACAACCCUCCUGUCGCUCCCCUCGAUGCCGAGUAA